This is a messenger RNA of Amorphotheca resinae ATCC 22711, 1266 nucleotides long. RefSeq lists its product as hypothetical. Gene Ontology annotation, biological process: translational elongation. The transcript has 4 exons. The coding region runs from base 1 to 1266 and encodes 421 amino acids. Gene Ontology annotation, molecular function: translation elongation factor activity. The record is from RefSeq and is a predicted model, not a curated record. NCBI's taxonomy places the organism in Eukaryota, Fungi, Ascomycota, Leotiomycetes, Helotiales, Amorphothecaceae. Gene Ontology annotation, cellular component: cytoplasm; nucleus.
AUGGCACCAUUCGGAAAGCUCUACACCUACGAGGGCAACCCCCGCUCCACUGCCAUUCGUGCAGUUGCGAAGGCAAACAACAUCGAUCUCGAGAUCGUUGACACCAAGAUCGGCAAGGAUAUCUCUCCAGAGUACCUCAAGAUCAACAAGCUCGGCAAGGUCCCAACCUUCGUCGGUGCUGAUGGCUACGUCCUCCACGAGUGCAUCGCCAUCGCCAUCUACAUUACCUCCCAAAAUGAGAAGACCACCCUCCUCGGCAAGACCAAGCAAGAUUACGCUACCAUCCUGAAGUGGCUGUCAUACUUCAACACCGAGGUCCUCCCUGCUCUUGGUGGCUGGUUCCGUCCCCUCAUUGGCCGUGACGCCUACAACAAGAAGAACGUUGAGGAAUCUCAGAAGACUGCUCUCAAGGCAAUCGACGUUGUCGAGCAGCACCUUCUUCACAACACAUACCUGGCUGGCGAGCGUAUCACCCUUGCUGAUUUAUUCGCUGCUGGCAUCAUCUCGCGUGGUUUCCAAUACUUCUUCGACAAGAAGUGGCGCGCUGAGAACCCCAACGUUACCCGUUGGUACGAGACCGUCUACAACCAGCCCAUCUACUCUGCUGUUGCUGGUGGCGACCUCAACUUCAUUGAUGAGGCUAUCAAGAACCAGCCACCCAAGAAGCCUGAGCAGCCCAAGGAGGCCGCACCCAAGGCACCCAAGGCCGCACCCAAGGCCGCCCCUAAGCCAAAGGCCAAGGAGGAAGAGGAGGAAGAGGAGGCCCCAGCGGCACCAAAGCCCAAGCAUCCUCUUGAGGCUCUGCCCAAGGCAACUCUGCCCCUUGAUGAGUGGAAGCGUCAAUACUCCAACAACGACACUCCAGAUGCGCUCAAGUGGUUCUGGGAGAACUACAACCCUGAGGAGUACUCGCUCUGGAAGGUUGACUACAAGUACAACGACGAGCUGACCCAGGUCUUCAUGUCCUCUAACCUUGUCGGCGGUUUCUUCGCCCGUCUUGAGGCCUCCCGCAAGUACCUCUUCGGCUGUGCUUCGGUCUAUGGUACCGCCAAUGACUCCGUCAUCCAAGGUGCCUUCGUCGUCCGUGGCCAAGAGGCUCUUCCGGCUUUCGAUGUCGCCCCCGACUACGAGAGCUACGAAUUCACCAAGCUUGACCCAACCAAGGCCGAGGACAAGGAGUUUGUCAACGAGCAGUGGACCUGGGAGAAGCCAAUCACCGUCAACGGCAAGGAAUACCCAUGGGCUGACGGCAAGGUCUUCAAGUAG